AUGGCAACCAACACUGUAAGCUUGAAGCUCUUGAUUGACACAAAGGGCCACAAGGUUCUGUUUGCUGAAGCAGGCAAGGACUUUGUGGAUUUCGUUUUCACGCUGCUGGCUUUACCUGUUGGAACUGUGAUUAGGCUCCUCUCUAAGGAUAACAUGGUGAGCAGCUUAGGCAAGCUUUAUGAUAGUCUUGACACUUCUUAA
Prunus armeniaca (apricot) is the source of this 201-nucleotide messenger RNA. The record is from the annotation of a GenBank genome assembly. NCBI's taxonomy places the organism in Eukaryota, Viridiplantae, Streptophyta, Magnoliopsida, Rosales, Rosaceae.